Molecule: messenger RNA, 2131 nt
Organism: Perca flavescens (yellow perch)
Lineage: Eukaryota; Metazoa; Chordata; Actinopteri; Perciformes; Percidae
Product: dynein regulatory complex subunit 4
Exons: 14
Coding region: 352-2085 (577 amino acids)
Biological process (GO): flagellated sperm motility
Cellular component (GO): microtubule; motile cilium; Golgi apparatus
Molecular function (GO): microtubule binding; small GTPase binding
Source: RefSeq, a predicted model, not a curated record
CUUAUGUAACUCGACCUAUCAAACCUGCUAUCUAAAUCCUAAAAUAUGCUUUAAAUGUAUCAAGUACAUUUCAGAGAAGAGCUCCAGCCUCUAGCUGUCCACUUCAGGCCUGGACAGAGCUGGGACACGGCUGGGGGCUGGAGCUCCUCUCUGGCUGUUGGUUCAAGUUAAAACCAACAGUUAUGUUAUCAAGGGGAGGGCUUUAGAAUCUUCAAACUGCCACAAAUCACAGAAGAAGAAUGUGACAUGGUUGCCAUGACAGUGCAUCUUGUCCAAAUUCAGCCAGACUGAAUCUGUUAACCUUAAACAUUUACAUUUUCACUACCAACGUUUGUCUUUGAGCAAGAUUUCAUGAUGCCCAAGAAGACCAAAGGCAAAGGUGGGAAGCAGAAAAAGGACAGUCAGCCUAAAGAGGAGAUGCCCAAGGCUCAGACUGAAGGCGAAACCAAAGAGACCGUUAAAGAGAAGUCGCCAGCAGUGCUGGACGGGCCUUCAAAGAACAAGGAUGAGAUGUGGGAGGAAUGUGCAAGUGUCCAAGAUGAAUUAAAUAGGGUGCUGAAACAGAAAGGGGACUUUAAGAUGGAGAAGGACAAGGCCCAAAGAUCCUGGGACAACUCCAAGAGGAACCUGGAUGAGGCCAAGGCCAGCAUGAGAGAGAGGCUCAGGUUAAAACAAGAGGGCGAGAGACAUCGCCAAGCAGAAAUUAAAGAGCAUGAGCAGAAGCUGAAACAAUUGGAGACUGCUCACCACAAUGAGAUCUGUGAGCUGAAGGUGGCCAACAUCUCCAGGACCUCAAAGACCCAGAGGGGCCAAGUGGAGUCGGAGCUAGUGCUUCAGAAGAAAAAGAACAUUUUACAAGCGGACAUGGGAGAGAGAGAGUCCUGUAAUAAAAUCUUCAUUAGAAAGUUCAAGCAGAGACAGCAGGAUGAAUUAAAGGAACUAAAUGAUAGCUAUGAAAAGACAGUCAGAGAAAUGGAGGCCAACUAUAUCAACACAAUGAAAAUCAUGGCCAAAGAGCACAACCAAAACACACAAACUACGCUAGAUGAGAUCGACAAGCAAAUGAAAAUGAGGAUUGUAAGUGUUGUAGCGGCGCAAAACAAAUCCUGGAGAGAUCUCAACAAGUCCGUCGCAGAUAAACAUCACGUGUGCUUGGAAAAGGAGAGGCUAGAGACAGAACUUGAAGCUGCAAAGGGAAAGGGCGAGCUACUAGACUGGAGGCUGGCAGCAGCGGUGCAGAAGAACAAAAGCAUAACCGAGUCUCUGCAGGAAUUGGAGCCAAAGCUGUCGGAGAGCCGCACACAGCUGGUGAAAGAGAGAAAAGCCAUGGCCAAGAGUUUGAAGAGGGGCAAAGAAAUGAGUGCACACAUACUCGGGGAGAGACGUGAGCUGUAUUUGAAGCACCAGCAGUUGGAGCUGAAAUACGAACAGGUUCAGCAGGAAUACGACGAGCUGCAGAAGAGGCAGACUGAGGCCAUUCUGGACGUGCAGCAGAAAAGCGGCCUGAAGGCCUUGGUGCUGGAGAGGAAGAUAAAGGCCAUGACAGAAAUGCAGGAGAAGGAGCAGCUCGAACUCUGGGUGGCGCUCACAUUCGGACAGGGAGACCAAACGGCUGCAAAAAACAUUAGGGAACUUUUUGUGUCCAAAGACGCCACCACGAGGGCUUUAAAGGCUGCCGUGUCUCGAGAUUUAAAGGUGUACGACGACAUAGUUAAAAACGCGGCAGUCUUGGGGAUCUUUGCAGACACAUGGCUCCCAAUGGGUGAAGUAACCGUGAGGAACGCCUCAGAGGAUAGCGUUCCUCUACAAAGCAAGAACUUUGACAACUUGAUGCAGGAACUGACCGCUUUGUGCAUCUCUGUGGACGACUCGGUCCAAAAGGACGCCCUGGGACCGAACCCUGUUAGCGCCGCUCCAGGCAGUGAACGCCUGCAGCUCUCGGGAGCUUCUGGGUGGGUUCAGGUGCCUAUUCCCACUGAGUCUGAAGAUGGUGGUUCCUGUGUCAGUGACCAGCAGUCUAUGGUGACCCCUAGAGCUACGGACGACUCACUGCUGGAUGAAAACGUUACACUGCCUGACUCUUGAUAAUAAUAAUAAUAAUAAUAAUAAAUUGAAUUUAUAUAGCGCUUUU